This is a messenger RNA of Mauremys mutica (yellowpond turtle), 2265 nucleotides long. RefSeq names its product zinc finger protein RFP-like. The coding region runs from base 682 to 2142 and encodes 486 amino acids. The transcript is spliced from 8 exons. The record is from RefSeq and is a predicted model, not a curated record. Lineage: Eukaryota; Metazoa; Chordata; Testudines; Geoemydidae. Gene Ontology annotation, molecular function: protein binding; zinc ion binding.
CAGACCAGGAGCAGGGACUGGCAGAGAUUGUGGAUGAGGGAGAGAUGUUUGUUUCUCCGUUUCUCAUCUCUUCCUCCCAAGGGGUCUGAUUAGAAGCAGCGGUCACAGGUGGAGAAGUUUCUCUAGGGAACACAAACAGACCAGGAGAGGGGAAGAGCUGUGGUCAGCUGGGCCCUGAACACAGAACGUGACUGUGUUCAAAGGCAGGCUGAGCAUUGUAGAUCAGGCCUGAGAAAAUAAUCUGUUUUCAAUCUCACCAGGUGCUCGAUUCCUGUCCACUGUGAUCACCCGACUCUGCACAGGGCUGGCCCAGUGAUUGUGGGAGGGUCAGUCAGAGGUUUAUUAGAUAAACUUUACUGAUGUAUUUUCCCUGCAUGUAUCUUUGUCUUUAUCCUCCUGUGAUGGGCUGUGCAUAGCCCACGCUAGGCAAGAAAGAGUUAACCCAACGCUAUGGAUGGUGGAAGUCGCGCCCCUCAGACCAUGCUGGGUAUGUACCAAGUGGUGCCUCAGUAUAAAAGGGAGCAGCCCAGCUCAUUCGAGGCUGACCCCCGAGGAGGGAGGACAUGGUGGCGGAGGAUCCUGCCCAGGAGUGGACUCGGAAGCCUAGGGAGCGACCCUCACUGAAGAUCUUGGAGACCCCAAUGACGUACAGACCCCGGCUUCAGGGCACACGAGGGGGCCAUGGCUGCAGAGAACCCUGUGGAAAGUCUCCAGGAGGAAGCGACAUGUCCCGUCUGUCUGGAGUAUUUCACAGAACCUGUCACUCUGGAGUGUGGGCACAAUUUCUGCCGAGCCUGCAUCAGCCAGUGCUGGGAGGGAUCAGAUACAGCCGCCUCCUGCCCUCAGUGCAGAGAAACUGUGCAACAGAGAAACCUCAGGCCCAACAGGCAGCUGGCAAAUGUUGUAGAAAUCACCAAACGGCUGAGUUCACAGGCAGCAAAGGGGGCCGGAGGGGAAGGGGUGUGUGAAAGACACCAGGAGGCUCUGAAACUGUUCUGUGAAGAGGAUCAAACCCCCAUCUGUGUGGUGUGUGACAGAUCCUGGGCUCACCGCACUCACACGGUGGUUCCCAUAGAGGAAGCUGCCCAGGAGUACAAGGAAAAAAUCCAGGCCCAUUUGCAGACCCUGAGGGAAGAGAGAGAAAAGCUGCUGGGAUUUAAAGAGGCUGUAACGAAGAGAAGCCAGGAGCAUCUGAAACAGACAGAAACAAAGAGGCAGAAGAUUGUGUCUGAAUUUCAGCGACUGCGGCAGUUCCUGGAGGAACAAGAGCGACUCCUUCUGGCCCAGCUGGACAAGCUGGGUGAGGAGAUUGUGAAGAUACAGAAUGAAAAUGUCAGUAAACUCUCUGAGCAGAUUUCCCAUCUCAGUGAGCGGAUCAGUGACAUGGAGAAGAAGUGUCAGAAGCCAGCAAGUGAAUUCCUGCAGGAUGUCAGAAGCAUCUUGAGCAGGUGUGAGAAGGGGACGUUCCAGCAGGCAGUGGAGAUUUCUCCUGAACUGGAAGUGAGACUCAGUGGUUUCUCCCAGAAGACUAUUGCUGUAAUGGAGACUCUGAGGAAUUUCAAAGACACUCUGCCGUCUGCACUGGAGACACCAAGAGGGGAACCCAUCGGAGCACACAGACAGGUGAACGUGACUCUGGAUCCAGACACGGCUCAUGCCAUCCUCAUCCUGUCUGAGGAUUGGAAAAGUGUGAGAUGGGCAGACACGCAGCAGCGACUGCAAGACAACCCUGAAAGAUUUGACUCUGAUCCCUGUGUGCUGGGCUGUGAGGGAUUCACCUCGGGGAGACAUUGCUGGGAGGUGGAGGUGGGGGAUGGGCUAUUCUGGGCAGUGGGGGUGGCCAGAGAGUCUGUGAGGAGGAAGGGAGAGAUGAACUGUAGCCCUAAGGGGGGGAUCUGGGCUGUGCGGCGGUGGUGGGGUCAGUUCCGGGCUCUCACCUCCCCUGUGACCCCCCUGCCCCUGAGCCGGGUCCCCAGCAGGAUCCGGGUUUGUCUGGACUGUGACCGGGGGCAGGUGACAUUUAUCGAUGCUGGUGACAGGGCCCCGAUCUUCACUUUCCCGCCAGCCACAUUCAAUAGGGAGAGAAUCCGACCCUGGCUACAGGUCUGGGGUCCAGACACCCGGCUCAGACUGUGUCCCUGAGCUGGGGUGGGUGGGAAAGAUAGUACUGUAAACCCUGAGAUCAGCCUGUCUGCUCUCAGACAGCGCAGUCUCUGUGACCCUGGAGAUUGCUUUGGGUCUCAGCCUUUGCACUGUCAAUCCAUA